AUGUCGACAUCCAUAAUUCCACAGUCCGCUUGGGCUCUGCUUCAGGAAGUAUUUGCUCAUCGGUGCUCGCGAUGCAAGAUGGAUCAGUCGCCGCAGGAGGUUCGUAGGAUUAGGAAAAUUUCGCACCUCGACGACUCACACGAACCAUCACCCAAAAGACGACUUCUGGAAGACGACGUCGUAACCGUUGGAGGUGACAGUAGACAGGGGCCAAGCAUAGAGCACAAUGGGACUACCAGCCGGGAGCGAAAUAUGGAUGAUUGGAUCCUAGCACGACAAUGGCAUGAACCCCUAGGAGCAGUUUCCUUGCAAUUGCCCUGCGGACAUCCAUUCGUUCCAGAUUCACUACCAAAACUCUCGGUCAUAUACCAAGAGGGCGCCAUCAUGGCGAUGCUGAAAGGCGAUAUCCUCGCGAUGAGGCAGGACGAUCAAGAGGAUCUAUCUUGGGGCGACCAUGGCAUUCGCAACGGAUUCCGCAGUCGAACCCUUUUCGCUGCCCUGCAUGCCUUAAAGUAUACCAAGCAGAUCGAAAUCGACGCAACAGUCUCAUGGAUCGAAUCCUCCUCAACUCUCCAGAUCAACUUCAGUAUCUUUUUACAUAUAAGUCUACUGUCGAAAUCGCUGUCCUGUAAGGGUGCAUUCAACUCAGGAAUGCAAGAUCUGAUCCGCUUUCUGUUUCCUCCGUCCCUCGAUUCUCGCCAUUUCACGAAUAACGCUAUCAAGGAUCUCUACACUCAUCUUAAACCAGCUGCAACUACGGAGCCUCCUUCAGGAAUCCAGCCGGCAUCGCUCCUGCCUCAGCUGCUAUUAUUCCAAAGGCGAUCGGUUGCUUGGUGUCUCAAGCGUGAAUGCGGCAUUGUUAAUGUUUCAGGAGAGGUGGAAUACGAGGAGCCAGCUCUGAUCGAUAAAUUGCCGCUUUCUUGGGAGCAGAUUUCGACACCUGGAGAAGUGGACCUAUUUAUCAACCGCCCUUGCGGUCUACUGUGCCUGGCGGAUCCGGACUUGCUGAUUUCUGAGCCAGAGCCUAGGGGUGGCAUCUUAGCGGAGGAAAUGGGUUUGGGAAAGACAGUGGAGAUGCUCGCCCUCAUCGUGCUGAACCGGCGGAAACUGGAUCUGCCUCAAGUGUCUGUAGGCGCUUCAGAGACACAGGUACUGGAGCAGCAAUUAUCGGAGGCACACUUGGACGACCCGACUCGAGCGGAGACAGCUGCGAACAGGAGAAGUGGCAAUAAUUCAAAAUCAUCCACUGCAGAGACGCCACUAAUCAAGAGUGCGGCGACCCUCAUCAUCACUCCACUCUCUAUCAUGCACCAGUGGGCGGGUGAAAUUGAAAACCACGCGCCAUCCUUGCGGGUGUUUAUCUACGAGGAAUCAGCGCACGAACGCAUAACAGCGGAGGAACUCGCCCAAUAUGAUAUUGUUCUCACUACAUAUCCGGUACUAUCCAAGGAGGUUAACUAUACAACUCAUUAUGACCGACCCCGUCGAUACGAACGCCUAUACGUCCCUCGAAGGAGCCCUUUUGUUCAAAUCGACUGGUGGCGAGUAUGCCUUGACGAGGCCCAGAUGAUCGAGGGAGUAACAGUGUCGCAAGCGGCUGCGAUGACUCUUUUGAUUCCUAGAGUGAUGUCUUGGGCUAUCAGUGGAACACCCAUUCGAAGGAAUGUCGAGGACCUCCAUUCUCUUCUCGCAUUCUUGAAUCAGGAGCCCAUCGCAUCCAACAAGCGUUUGUGGAAACUUCUCACGUCAUUUAGCUUCCGUUCUACGUUUGUCUCGAGCUAUCAAAGGAUCAUGCAUCGAUAUGCCAAGAGAGAUGUCGUUCAGGAGCUUGCACUUCCUCCUCAGCUCAGGCUCACUUACGGCAUUCAUUUCACGGAGAUUGAGCGCGCCAACUAUACGGAGAAAUGGGAGCAGUGCCUCGCGGAGUGCGAUGUUAACAUCGCGAACGAUAACAGCGAGGAGGCUGAGAAACUUCAGUCAUGGUUCAUGCGUCUUCGGCAAACUUGCUGUCACCCGCAGAUUGGAUCUCGGAACAAAGAGGCGCUCGGUAGGACGAACCUGAGGACGAUUGAUGAAGUCCUGGAUGCUAUGGUUCAGCAAAAUAACACACAACUCUUUACUAAGGAGAGAACUCAGUUUGGCAUCAAGCUAAAGCGCGCCGUCCUCAAUUCGCGGAUACACAAAGACGCCUCAGAGCUACGACUGUUCCUGAUUCUUGAGAACGAAGCCGCACAGCAAGUGAGUAAAUGGGAUGCAAAGUUCCAGGAGCAGCGUGGUAAACGCGCCGAAGAGCGCGAACUGCGACGUGCAGAUGCCAUUGAUAAAGGAAAGGGAGUCGCACAGGAAACGUCGAGGCAAGAGGAAGAUGGUAUGGCAGAUGAUAUCGACAUCUUGGGCAAGUCAAAGCUGAAUGCUGAUGACGCUUACGAACAGGCCAUGCUUCGUCACCGAGAUUGGCUGGAGCAGCACCAUAGAAUUGUGUUCUUUACUGCUGGAUUCCAUCAUGACCUGGGGAUGGAGCCGGAAGAAACAGAGUAUUACAAGCGGGCAGAGGACAUUCGACAGCAGAUUUUGGGUCUGGCAGAGCAAAAGUUUAACAAGGUGCUGUCAUUCGUGCAGGAGGUUGUACAGCGCGUAGCACUUGAUGGUAAAUACAUCAUCCCGGCCUCAAAGUUCGCAGGAGGCAUUGAGCUGCGCCGACAUCUAGAGCAACUGGAGUUUGUUAGGAGCCUGCUGAACGAACAGCUGGAAAUUGUGGCUCAAUGGAGGCGUGAUCUUGUUGAAAAGCUAACCCAGCCGCUGAUGCAGGAUGGAGAGGAUGGCGAACAAUACCAGUAUUCGAUUGAUCUUCAGCACACGCUCGAAUCAUAUCUGCACUUUUACGGACGCAUGCUACUGCUUCGAAAGGACAUCAUCUCUGGAUCAGACGAAGCUAUCGCCAAUCAUGUCGCCAGUGUCGAGAAGCAAAAGGAGCACGCAGAUAUGGUCCGACGACGCGAGAACAGGAUUCGGACGUUCAAGAGAAAGGCAGGCGAGGAGGAGAUAUCCAAGAAAGAGGAAGACCUUGACACGCGACUGGAGAGGGAGAUGAACGAUUUGAUCAAACCAGAACUGGCUUCAAGUAUGCGAAGCAUACGCGCUGCCAUGAAACCUCUUGCAAAUGACGCAGCUGGGCCCAAUCCAGAGAGACAGAUGGCUGAGUUGGAGGAUUUGCGCUUAAAGGACGAACAGAGCCGUCAAACGAAAGUGGUCCUUGAGUUGGAGAGAGAAAUAUCCUAUUUCCGUACAUUAACCGCAGCACGCACAGUUUACUACCGUCAGCUGCAGGUGAUAUCCGAUACUGUCCGCGAUAUCGAGUCGAAUGAUCCUGAGGAGGACAUUGGCGACUGCUUGCAGGAAGAGAACAAGCUGCAAUUGGAAAUCACGCGCCUGAUAGCGAAGCAGCGGUACCUGGAGCACCUCGCUGAAGAUAGUGGCCAAGGGAGCCAGACUGACGAGGAGAAAAUUUGCUUGAUCUGUCGUACUCCAUACGAGCUGGGAUUGAUGACUGAAUGCGGACAUGUAUUUUGCGAGCACUGCCUUCUGGAAUGGACCAAGAUUCACUCGAAAUGCCCUUCCUGUAACAGUGUGAUAUCGAGGAGGAGAUUGACCCGGGUAACUAUGACUGGUCUUGGGGUUACUACCUCUGAGGCUGAACCCAAUGCUGCAUCGGCAGAACCCGGGCCAUCAUCGUCAUCUCCUUCAACUGCGGUCAAGGAACCACAGCAUGGAGCUAACUUGCGUCUGGUUCCGGAAGUUAUACGACGAGUGACUGUCCAGGAUGGAUACGGCAGCAAGAUCGACAGCAUUGUUCGUCAUAUCGCCUUCCUGGUUCGAGAGGAUCCUAAUACGAAGUGCCUGGUGUUCUCGCAAUGGGCCAACCUGUUGAAGUUGUUGGGUAAUAGUUUGAGGGAUAAUCAGAUUGGAUUUGUCAAGUUGGAUGGGGCCUCAGUCAAAGCUGCAGUGAAGCAGUUCAAGGAGAGCCGGGAUAAGCACGUCUUUAUGCUGCAUGCCAAAUCGCAAUCCGCCGGACUGACCCUAUUAUCGGCGACACACAUUUUUAUCUGCGAGCCACUUGUAAACCCAGUGCUGCAGGCCCAAGCUGUGAGUCGUGUUCACCGUAUUGGGCAAACCAAGGAGACAUUUGUGCACUACUAUUUGAUUCAGAAUACUGUAGAGAUCCCUUGCUUCGACCUGUUUGAACGUAGGCAGGCUGCAGCCGCAGGUGCCACGAACGACCAUGAUUCUAAUGACGACAAACAAGGUAGUGGAACAUCGACACUCACAUCGAUGAGCCAUGAUGCGACAAGCGAGAAGAGUGCUGCCGGAUUUGACGCCGAUAUUGCCAUGACGGCCUCUGAGGUCGCGAGGGCACAGAACAGAAACGGGGAGCUAGUGAAGCUGGAAGAUUUGAAGUACUGCUUCAGAGUCCAAAAGCAGAUGAAUUUGACAGCUGCCAUGCAGUAA
This is a messenger RNA of Gamsiella multidivaricata, 4506 nucleotides long. Its product is annotated as SNF2 family N-terminal domain-containing protein. The transcript has 6 exons. Gene Ontology annotation, molecular function: ubiquitin protein ligase activity; ATP binding; ATP-dependent chromatin remodeler activity. Gene Ontology annotation, cellular component: nucleus. Gene Ontology annotation, biological process: DNA damage response; protein polyubiquitination. The coding region runs from base 1 to 4506 and encodes 1501 amino acids. The record is from RefSeq and is a predicted model, not a curated record. NCBI's taxonomy places the organism in Eukaryota, Fungi, Mortierellomycota, Mortierellomycetes, Mortierellales, Mortierellaceae.